AAGAUCCAGUUAGUUUCGCAAUCAAUAAUAUUCAAGAAAGUGAAUUACAAAACAAUAAUUCAAACUUAGCCAAAAUUACCUUACCAAUAUCUUUAAAUUAUAAUUCUAAACCAGAACAUAUAGGAUUAUUGGACAUACCAUUUUUUGGCAAUUUAAUUUUCAACAACGAAUCAUUAAAUCUUGACCAGUUAUUCCCAGAAAAAAUCCAAUGCACAAACACUAAUGCAUUGAAUAAUCCUCUUGGAAGAAAGACCCGUAUGGUUGAAAUCCCCAAUUAUCAAGAAGAAAACCAGAAACCCGUUAGAUGGCUGGAAGAAUUCACCCGGGUCUGCAAUACUAAUGGAAUCAUUAAUGCCAGAAAAUUAAAAGUGGUACUUGUGUACCUUAAGG
Molecule: messenger RNA, 390 nt
Organism: Funneliformis geosporum
Lineage: Eukaryota; Fungi; Glomeromycota; Glomeromycetes; Glomerales; Glomeraceae
Source: the annotation of a GenBank genome assembly